CUCAGAGGCGGCCCCGCGGGGGUGGCCGCAGCUUCAGGCCUGCCCCUCCCUCCUUCCCUCCCAACUUCCCUCCCUCCCCGCAGCCCCACCACGUCUGAGUUCGGAUUCUCCACCCGAGUCGUCCUUCUUUCCCUUUGCCUCUCGUUUGGAAACGAGAGAGGUGGAGGGAGGCUCCCAGGCUGCACAGGAGAGGCCCGCCAAGUCUGCCCGCCUGCAAAGUGUUGCUUUGACACAUCCUGAUUAUGGAAGUAAAGUGAAAAACAAAAAACAAACAAACCAAAAAACCAAAACCAAACAAACAAACAAAAACUCUGGACGUGGAGCUGCUACGGAGAAGGGGACCGGAGGAAAGGACACCAGCGGGCAGGCCCAUGGUUUUUCGGCGGCGCGCUGGCAAGUGUGUGGAACACUUUCUAGGAAUUAGGUCUUUUUCCUCCCCCUUCAUCGUCUUGACUUCUGAAGAAAGAACUUGGCUUUGGAUUGCAAUGGAGCCUAAGGAAAGAGGGUUAGACACACUUGAAUAAUCCGUGCGUCUGGCUGGGCUGAAUUUGUGGGAAUUUAGGGAGCCAGAGUGGGGACAUACUGCAGCCUUUGAAGUGUCCUCUGUUAAACUGGAUGGAUCUAACUGUGCCCCAUUCAAGACCACUCCACCAACCCCUCUGAUCCUGCGAUCUGCUCUUCUUGACUUCAAUUAGUCUCUAGGAAAGUCUAAACUUUGGACCUACCUCUUUUUUUGAUACUUAUUUUUGUACUUUUACUCUCUGGGAUUGGUUUCAUAAACAAUCUGGAUCCUUUUUAAUAUGUCACAAUGAGUCUGCUGAUGUUUACACAACUACUGCUCUGUGGAUUUUUAUAUGUCCGGGUUGAUGGAUCUCGUCUUCGCCAGGAAGACUUUCCUCCACGGAUUGUGGAGCACCCUUCAGAUGUCAUUGUCUCUAAGGGAGAGCCCACCACUCUGAACUGUAAGGCGGAGGGCCGGCCAACGCCCACCAUUGAGUGGUACAAGGAUGGUGAGAGGGUGGAGACGGACAAGGAUGAUCCCCGGUCUCACAGGAUGCUUCUGCCCAGCGGAUCCUUAUUCUUCUUGCGCAUUGUGCACGGGCGGAGAAGUAAACCUGACGAAGGAAGCUACGUUUGUGUUGCAAGGAACUAUCUCGGCGAAGCAGUGAGUCGAAAUGCAUCUCUGGAAGUAGCAUUGUUACGUGAUGACUUCCGGCAAAACCCUACAGAUGUUAUAGUAGCGGCUGGAGAGCCUGCAAUCCUGGAGUGCCAGCCACCCCGGGGACACCCAGAACCCACCAUCUAUUGGAAAAAGGACAAAGUCCGAAUUGAUGACAAAGAAGAAAGAAUAAGUAUCCGUGGUGGAAAACUGAUGAUCUCCAACACCAGGAAAAGUGACGCGGGGAUGUAUACUUGUGUUGGCACCAACAUGGUGGGAGAAAGAGACAGCGAUCCAGCAGAGCUGACUGUCUUUGAACGACCAACAUUUCUCAGGAGGCCAAUUAACCAGGUAGUGCUGGAGGAAGAAGCUGUAGAAUUCCGCUGUCAGGUCCAGGGAGAUCCUCAACCAACCGUGAGAUGGAAAAAGGAUGAUGCAGACUUGCCAAGAGGAAGGUAUGACAUCAAAGAUGAUUACACACUAAGAAUUAAAAAGGCCAUGAGUACAGAUGAAGGCACCUACAUGUGUAUUGCUGAGAAUCGAGUUGGAAAAGUGGAAGCCUCAGCUACCCUCACAGUCCGAGCUCGCCCUGUUGCUCCUCCACAGUUUGUGGUUAGGCCCAGAGAUCAGAUUGCUGCUCAAGGUCGAACAGUGACAUUUCCCUGUGAAACUAAAGGAAAUCCACAGCCCGCUGUUUUCUGGCAGAAAGAAGGCAGCCAGAACCUCCUUUUCCCAAACCAACCCCAGCAGCCCAAUAGCAGAUGCUCAGUGUCGCCAACCGGAGACCUCACGAUCACCAACAUCCAGCGUUCAGACGCCGGUUACUACAUCUGCCAGGCCUUAACUGUGGCAGGAAGCAUUUUAGCAAAAGCUCAACUGGAGGUUACUGAUGUUUUGACAGACAGACCUCCACCCAUAAUUCUGCAAGGCCCAGCCAACCAAACACUAGCAGUAGAUGGUACAGCGUUACUGAAAUGCAAAGCCACUGGUGACCCUCUUCCUGUGAUUAGCUGGUUAAAGGAGGGAUUCACUUUUCUGGGUAGAGAUCCAAGAACAACCAUACUAGAACAAGGAACACUGCAGAUUAAGAAUUUACGGCUUUCUGAUACUGGCACAUAUACUUGCGUGGCUACAAGUUCAAGUGGGGAGACUUCUUGGAGUGCAGUGCUGGAUGUGACAGAAUCUGGAGCAACAAUCAGUAAAAAUUAUGAUUUAAAUGACCUGCCAGGGCCACCGUCCAAACCGCAGGUCACUGAUGUGACUAAGAACAGUGUCACCUUGUCCUGGCAACCAGGUACCCCUGGAACUCUUCCAGCAAGUGCAUAUAUCAUUGAGGCUUUCAGCCAAUCUGUGAGCAAUAGCUGGCAAACCGUGGCAAACCAUGUAAAGACCACCCUCUACACUGUGAGAGGACUGCGGCCCAAUACCAUCUACUUAUUCAUGGUCAGAGCCAUCAAUCCCCAAGGUCUCAGUGACCCAAGCCCUAUGUCAGAUCCUGUGCGCACACAAGAUAUCAGCCCUCCAGCACAAGGUGUGGACCACAGACAAGUACAGAAAGAGCUGGGAGAUGUCAUUGUUCGUCUUCACACUCCAGUUGUAUUGACUUCCACCACAGUUCAGGUCACGUGGACGGUGGAUCGCCAGCCCCAGUUUAUUCAAGGCUACCGAGUGCUGUAUCGUCAGACUUCAGGACUGCAGGCUACAUCGUCAUGGCAGAAUCUAGAUGCCAAAGUUCCCACUGAGCGAACUGCUGUCUUAGUUAAUCUGAAAAAGGGGGUGACCUACGAAAUUAAAGUCCGGCCAUAUUUUAAUGAGUUCCAAGGAAUGGACAGUGAAUCUAAAACAGUUCGUACUACUGAAGAAGCCCCAAGUGCCCCUCCGCAGUCUGUCACUGUGCUGACGGUUGGAAGUCACAAUAGCACAAGUAUUAGUGUUUCCUGGGACCCGCCUCCUCCAGAUCACCAGAAUGGAAUUAUCCAGGAGUACAAGAUAUGGUGUUUGGGGAAUGAAACGAGAUUCCAUAUCAACAAAACUGUGGAUGCAGCCAUUCGUUCUGUAAUAAUUGGUGGAUUAUUCCCAGGAAUUCAGUACCGGGUCGAGGUUGCAGCUAGUACCAGUGCAGGGGUUGGAGUAAAAAGUGAGCCACAGCCAAUAAUAAUUGGAGGACGUAAUGAAGUUGUCAUUACUGAAAACAAUAACAGCAUAACAGAGCAGAUUACUGAUGUUGUGAAGCAACCGGCUUUUAUAGCUGGGAUCGGUGGUGCCUGCUGGGUAAUUUUGAUGGGUUUUAGCAUCUGGUUGUAUUGGCGACGAAAGAAGAGAAAGGGACUUAGUAAUUAUGCAGUUACAUUUCAAAGAGGAGAUGGAGGACUAAUGAGCAACGGAAGCCGUCCAGGUCUUCUGAAUGCUGGUGAUCCCAAUUAUCCAUGGCUUGCUGAUUCAUGGCCAGCCACGAGCUUACCAGUAAACAAUAGCAAUAGUGGUCCAAAUGAGAUUGCGAACUUUGGACGUGGAGAUGUGCUGCCACCGGUUCCAGGCCAAGGGGAUAAAACAGCAACCAUGCUCUCAGAUGGAGCCAUUUAUAGCAGCAUUGACUUCACUACCAAAACCACUUACAACAGUUCCAGCCAAAUAACGCAGGCUACCCCAUAUGCCACGACACAGAUCUUGCAUUCCAAUAGCAUUCAUGAAUUGGCUGUCGAUCUGCCUGAUCCACAAUGGAAAAGCUCAAUUCAGCAAAAAACAGAUCUGAUGGGAUUUGGUUAUUCUCUGCCUGAUCAGAACAAAGGUAACAAUGCCUUACUUUACAUCCCUGACUACCGAUUGGCUGAGGGAUUGUCUAAUAGAAUGCCACACAACCAGUCACAGGAUUUCAGCACCACCAGCUCUCACAACAGCUCAGAAAGGAGUGGCAGUCUCUCAGGUGGAAAGGGUGGAAAAAAGAAGAAAAAUAAAAACUCUUCUAAACCACAGAAAAACAAUGGAUCUACCUGGGCCAAUGUCCCUCUACCUCCUCCUCCAGUCCAACCCCUUCCUGGUACAGAGCUGGAACACUAUGCAGUGGAACAGCAAGAAAAUGGCUAUGACAGUGAUAGCUGGUGCCCACCAUUACCAGUACAAACAUACCUACACCAGGGAAUGGAAGAUGAACUGGAAGAAGAUGAUGAUCGGGUCCCAACACCUCCUGUCCGAGGCGUGGCCUCUUCUCCUGCUAUCUCCUUUGGACAGCAGUCUACAGCAACUCUUACUCCAUCCCCACGGGAAGAGAUGCAACCCAUGCUGCAGGCUCACCUGGAUGAGCUGACAAGGGCCUAUCAGUUCGAUAUAGCAAAGCAAACAUGGCACAUUCAAAGCAAUAAUCAACCUCCACAGCCUCCAGUUCCACCAUUAGGUUAUAUGUCCGGAGCCUUGAUUUCUGAUUUGGAAACAGAUGUUCCAGAUGAUGAUGCUGAUGAUGAAGAGGACGCUUUAGAAAUCCCCAGGCCCCUGAGAGCACUAGACCAGACGCCUGGAUCCAGUAUGGACAAUCUAGACAGCUCUGUGACAGGAAAAGCCUUUACCGCCUCUCAAAGGCCUCGACCUACCAGCCCAUUUUCUACUGACAGUAACACCAGUGCAGCCCUGAGUCAGAGGCCUAGGCCCACGAAAAAACACAAGGGAGGGCGCGUGGACCAACAACCAGCAUUGCCUCAUCGAAGGGAAGGAAUGACAGAUGAUCUUCCACCACCACCAGAUCCCCCACCAGGUCAGGGUUUAAGGCAGCACAUAGGCCCAAGCCAGCAUGCUGGUAAUGCGGAAAACUCAACAGAAAGAAAAGGAAGCUCCCUAGAGAGACAACACGCACCCAACUUAGAAGACUCAAAGAGCACGUUGGAUUGUCCAGCUAGAACCUCCCUAGAGUGGCAGCGACAAACCCAGGAAUGGAUAAACUCCACAGAACGCCAAGAAGACAUACGGAAAGCCCCACACAAACAAGGUGUCGGAUCAGAGGAAGCCUUGGUGCCAUAUAGCAAGCCCAGUUUCCCAUCUCCAGGUGGCCACAGCUCUUCGGGAACAGCUUCUUCAAAAGGAUCCACUGGACCUAGGAAAGCAGAAGUGCUGAGGGGAGGCCACCAGCGUAAUGCCAGCGACCUCCUUGACAUAGGAUAUAUGGGCUCAAAUAGUCAAGGACAGUUUACAGGUGAAUUAUAGUAACUGAGAGGAGACAUACAAAGCUGCUCUGAAGGAUCAUCAGGUCCGAACUCAUGGAAGUGAUGACACUAAACAGUGCAAUGGACAAUUUCUUUAUUUAUGUACUAUUGAAAGAACUGUAAAUGCAAUGUAAAGACACACAGCCACACAUAUCCCACAGAUAUUUUACUUGUGUUCUUCUCUUAAGUACACCACCCACCUUAACUCUUUCUUGUCAGGAGUAUAUUAAAAAAAAAAUGAAAAAGAAAGAAAACAAAAAUCUCCCUCCAGGAAGAAAAAGAUUUUCCUCUGUAUAUAAUUUCUUUUGUGCAUUGCUAUGCAAGCUCACUCUUUUUAGCUCUGUUCAUAUUAUUGUCUGUUCUUAUUGGUCUGUUGUACUAUAUGUGAAUUAAUAGGCUGUGGUGCCAUAUAUUAACUUUUAAUUGUGUAACUUUUAUGUUUAAAUUUUGCACUGCAAUUUUAUUUGGUGAUAAGCACAAAUCUCUACUCCUCAUGACAUGAAGAAAAAGACUGAAUGUGAAGGGAGUUUCUGUACUGUAAGCUAGGUUGGAUAAUUCUGGUAAUAGCCAGUCAUGUUAGAUGGUUUUCAGUUGGGGUGUAGAAAUAGGAAGAUGCGAUGGUGUUAGUAAAGUCUUCUUUGAACAUCAGGGACUGAGUCAAUAUAAAGAAAGCAGAAAGGUGGCUUUUAUUAUUGACAAAAGCAGGGGUCACAAGAAAGAAGUUUGUCUUAAGAUUGAAUAUGCAUUAAAAUAAACAGGUAGCAGAUAUGUACUAAAAUUGCUAAAAACAAUGAAAGUUUUAUUUAGAAUCAAUUUUAACUAUUCAACUGUGAUUGUAAUUGACCCAUCAGAGAAUUACAAUAAGCAAAAAGAAAUUAAGUAAGGUAUUUCCUAAGAGCUUUUCACUAAAGAUUUUUAACAAAAGCAUUUUCUAAAUUACCAUAAUUAAUCUUUCCAAUUUAUUAAGUCAGAAUAUAACAUGAAUUAACCCAAGGAAACAAACAAAACGAACACACUAAUAUCUAGCAAAUAGUUAAAGAAGCAAUUUGUUAUUAGGACAUACUCGGGCUGCUUCAAAGCUAUAUUGCAGUAUCUUGUUUCAUCUUUCUAAUACAUGUACAGUACAUGCUAGAGGAUAGAGCUGCAUCACUUAAAUUCAUGAUCUUUAUGAAAUAAUGCAGUCUAUAUACAUUUUCUGUUUUAUUUGGUUACAAAGUAAAGUGGAUGCCACCAAACGUAUAGCCAAAUUGUAAGUGCUUAAAAGGCAGUGCUCUGAGUAUGUUCAGUUCACAGUAAGUAGAUUUAUUGGAAUAAAUAUUUUAUGGUACAGUCUCAGAAAUUGGCUACCAACUAAAAUAUGUUUGACCCAUUUUGAAUGAGUAAAUUGAAAAGAAAGCUUAAAAAGAGAAAAAUGCAUGUUUAUACACUUUUAAAAUAAAACCAAACCUUGUAAGUGGACAUUAAUGACAGUGUCCUGCCUCAUUUGUUUUCACAAUUUGCAGGAGUUCCUGAACAUCAGUCAUGUAUGCUGAAAAGAAAUAGGACUUUUAUAUAUAUGUUAGCUACUGUACAUGUAUAGUCAGUCGAGUAGAAGAGAACGUUCCUGAAAUUUUCACCUGUGACAUUCUCCCAUGUGCUUCCUACCCUAUCCUAAAUUCUAUUUCUAUCUGUACUUUCUCAUUUAUUUCCUGUGAUGGCUUGAGUAGUUGGUACUUCAAAAAUUAUUCAGUGUCAUGGUCAAGGUCAGUUCUUAAAUAUGGGACCCCUUUGAAUGAUAGCUCAUAUGGCAUGCAUUAUUGGCUCAGUCUCCAAUUGAUGUCAUGUGGUUAUAGCCAAGGAUUGACAAUAAUUAAAUCUUCCCACCUUUUUUAUUCUCUAAGACUGCAUCAGCACAGGCAAGUAUAGGAUGUAAUGUCUUUGUGGGCCCCAACAUCCUGGUGCCGCGUAGUUCAUUUCUUCUCUGAAGAGCAGAAGAAUUCUGAGACACACUCAUUAACCCUUUAGCAAUGUUUGACCAUCAGUGCCUGAAUUUUAAUGCAGUUUGAUUAUUCUAGGACAAAGAGGCUGGGGAAGGGAGAAAGUUUCUGCAAAGAAUGAAUACAUACGUAUUUACAACUCAAGGAUGAAGGGUAUUUCCAUUUUUGUUCAGGUAGUUUCCUAUUUCACUUCUUUCUGUUUAAAAGCAAACACAUUUCCAAGAGUUUCAUUCAUUUGUGCUCCUUUUACGCUCCUCUGUGACCCAAUUUAGUCUAAAACUUGAGUUUAUUACACCUAAUUUGAACUGCUGUUUAUGGACAGGUGAAAGUGAUUACGAAUGAAGUGUAUGCAUGCAGAUGACCUAUGGAGUAUGACGGGGUACAGCAUCAUAGCUUCUUGAUUGUCUUCAGUACGUACAUAAAAAUUAAAUGCUCCAGUUAGAUUAUGUUAGUGAAGACCCUGUGACUACUUGGAAUUUUCUUUUAGUUUAUUCAUGUUGCCUCUAAAAUCUAGUUUAAAAUAAAUUGUUCAGUCAAAACUUUACCAACAAUAUCACCCUCACACAGGCAGAGGGCAAGAUAAAAUGUUGUGACUAUAUGAAUGAAUUCAGCAACAUUAUCAAAAAAGGAGACUUCAUUAACUUGCUAUAUGUAAAAAGCUACUAAUCAGUAUAUAGGAAAAUAUAAACAUGUGUGAGAGCCACCAUGUUUUUUUUCCAUUUUGUAACUGAUUAAAUGAAUGUGAGUAGAAAUUCAAUUAGCUCCCUCUUUUGCAGAUUUAAACAGAGGCCUCAUAAGCCAUCAGAAGGAAAUAUGGGUAGGAGAGAAUGUAGUCUUAUCUUGCACUCAUAGGCAACACUGCAGUGCAGUCCUGUCAGACACAAACAGCUUCAUUCAAACAGGCAAAGUCUCCUUUGGGAACAUGGCCAUAUCAGUGCCCAAACUCAGGUAUGCCAGUGUAUAUAGGUGGAGUCAGCCUACCCAUUCUCCAGAUCCUUUCCAUGGUACAUUUAAAAUAAGGCAGGAUAGCAUAAGGACAUGAAAAUAACUGAUUUCUUCACAGAAUUUGAAUCCAAUUCAAGGGAGAAUAUAGGAAAAUCAAGACCAGCAUGUAAGGUAUCACGUAACCAAAGGGAAGUAAAACCAAUGCAAGUUUACUUGCUUGGAGUAACAGAAAUGAUUUAUUGGCAUUCUAUGUCAUAGUUUAAUGCUCUGGGUAUUUACGUAUUUUUUUCAAUGAGAUUUGAGUUGAAAGUUAGUAUGCGCUUUGGUGAACACUUUCCAAUUUCUGUUCAAUGGAUUUAUGUCAUUGUCCAUUGACAAUAUAAUGACAAUACCAAUGAAUGAGCUCUAAACUGUGGUGUAUCUUCUCCACUGGGAAGUGAUUGUGCAUCAGUAUUAAAGAUAUGCAGAACUAUAACAUUCACAGAUUUGUUCAUCUACUUCUGUAUAUUGUAUUAAUAGAAUUACAUGACAAGAAUUGGUGUGAACAUGUCUUUCCACACUAUCUUAGAGGUGAAGUUACUUUUAUUUUGCUUCUCUAUAACGUGCAUUUCAAAUGAAACACCACACUUCUUUUUAUAUGACAUUCAGUUUACUGAUUUUUUUAAAUCUCAUAAUUUCAAAAGCAUUUAUUGUGACUUUAAAGUGUUGCAAGAUAAGGGAUUUUGUGGCCGUGGGUAGACUUUUUAUACUUUGUUUUAUAGAUAGAUUUUUUUCAUUGUAGUUUGUUUAAGUCACCAAACAGCGUCCAAAAUCUUAAUGUGUCUCAUUUGAUGUUGUUAGAUCAGAAAAAAAAAAAAAGAAAAAAAAUUGACAUAAAACUGGUUAAUAGUAUUGUCAAAGAAUUGUGUAUUGUGUACUCAC
This is a messenger RNA of Tupaia belangeri chinensis (Chinese tree shrew), 9191 nucleotides long. RefSeq names its product roundabout guidance receptor 2 (gene ROBO2). The transcript is spliced from 29 exons. Lineage: Eukaryota; Metazoa; Chordata; Mammalia; Scandentia; Tupaiidae. The record is from RefSeq and is a predicted model, not a curated record. Gene Ontology annotation, molecular function: protein binding. Bases 809 to 5350 code for a protein of 1513 amino acids.